Molecule: messenger RNA, 2337 nt
Organism: Oldenlandia corymbosa var. corymbosa
Lineage: Eukaryota; Viridiplantae; Streptophyta; Magnoliopsida; Gentianales; Rubiaceae
Source: the annotation of a GenBank genome assembly
AUGGUCCGCUCCAGUGGCCUCAGACUCGCCCACCGUCUCGCUCUCCGCACCCUCUCCUCUCAUCUCCUCCGCGACUCCGCUGCCGCGCUAAAUGGGACGUCAUUGAGAGGUGCUUGUAGAAGCUUCGGCACGGGGCCUUGGAAUCAGAGUGCAGCCUUUCAUGGUUCCACUUUUAGAAAAGUUUAUCAUGGAAGUGAGCAGCUGAGAUUAGGAUCAUUUAAAGUUGACCUUGGUGGACUUCGAUCAAUUCAUGGAACAGCACACAGAUCAAGGGAUUACUUUGAUGUUCUUGGCGUAAGUAGAAAUGCCACAUCUUCGGAAAUCAAGAAAGCUUAUUAUGGGCUUGCAAAAAGCUUGCAUCCUGACACCAAUAAAGAUGAUCCUGAAGCUGCAAAAAAGUUUCAAGAAGUACAAGAGGCGUAUGAGGUUCUGAAGGAUGAUACGAAGCGCGCGGAGUAUCUUGAGCUUGGACACGAUGGUUACAAAAUGAGAGAUCAGAACGGUGGUGCUGGAUACAACCCAUUUCAAGGUGGUGGCUUUGAGGACUUUUUCAAAAAUAUGGAUUUUAUGCAUCGAAUGAGAAUGGCUGGUGGCAGAGAUGUGCAGGAAUCUAUUACACUGUCCUUCAUGGAAGCUGUACAGGGAUGCUCCAAAACUCUGAAGUUCAUGACUGAAUUGCCUUGUAAUACUUGUGGUGGAACCGGCGUUCCUCCAGGAACUCAGCCUCAAACCUGUAGACGUUGUAAAGGCGCUGGCAAGAUAAAUUACUCAUCAGGAUUUGUGUUUGGCUCGGUAUCUUGUAUGGAAUGUCAAGGGACUGGAAAGAUUGUGAAGGAUUUCUGCAAGUCCUGCAAGGGGGAGCGUGUUGUAAGAGGAUCGAAAUCUGUGAGAUUGGAUAUUAUGCCUGGAAUUGACAACGAUGACAUCCUUUCGGUGCCAAAUGCCGGAGGUGCAGAUCCAGAAGGCAUUCAACCUGGGGAUCUCCGUGUCACUAUUAAGGUUAAAGAAGAUCCUGUUUUCCGUAGACAAGGCUCAGAUAUCCAUGUUGACGCUGCCCUAAGUAUCAGUCAGGCUAUCUUGGGAGGAACUAUUCAAGUUCCAACUUUGACUGGGGAUGUCGUGGUCAAGGUCCGUCCUGGUACUCAACCUGGUCAGAAAGUUGUUCUCAGAAGAAAAGGGAUUAAGGCGAAAAAUUCCUAUUCAUUCGGGGAUCAAUACGUGCACUUCAAUGUCGCAAUUCCAACGAAUUUGACACGAAGGCAACGCGAACUAAUUGAGGAGUUUGCUAAAGAAGAACAGGGCGAAUCUGACAACGAUGCCGCUGCCGUGUAUCAUGGAAGUGAGCAGCUGAGAUUAGGAUCAUUUAAAGCUGACCUUGGUGGAGUUCGAUGCAUUCAUGGAACAGCGCAUAAAUCAAGCGAUUACUUUGAUACUCUUGGCGUAAGUAGAAAUGCCACAUCUUCGGAAAUCAAGAAAGCUUAUUAUGGGCUUGCAAAAAGCUUGCAUCCUGACACCAAUAAAGAUGAUCCUGAAGCUGCCAAAAAGUUUCAAGAAGUUCAAGAGGCGUAUGAGGUUCUGAAGGAUGACACCACGCGCGCGGAGUAUCUUGAGCAUGGACACGCCGGUUAUAAAAUGAGAGAUCAGAAUGGUGGAGCUGGAUUCAAGCCAUCUCAACAUGGCGGCUUUGAGGACCUUCUCAGAAAGUCAAGUACAGAUAAUGAAUUUAAUUUGGUUGAUCUGAUGGUAUCUAUUACACUGUCUUUCAUGGAAGCGGUACAGGGAUGCUCCAAAACUCUUAAGUUCAUGACUGAAUUGUUUUGUAAUACUUGUGGUGGAACCGGUGUUCCUCCAGGAACUCAGCCUCAAACCUGUAAACGUUGUGAAGGCUCCGGCAAGAUAAGUCGUCCAUCAGGAGCUAACUUUUACUUAGUAUCUUGUAUGGAAUGUCAAGGGACUGGGAAGAUUGUGAAGGAACCGACAACAAUGACAUCAUUCCGGUGCAGCGUGCCGGAGGUGCAGAUCCAGCAGGCAUUCAGCCUGGAUCUCUUUGUCACUAUUAAGGUUAAAGAAGAUCCUGUUUUUCGUAGACAAGGCUCAGAUAUCCAUGUUGAUGCUGCUCUAAGUAUCAGUCUGGCUAUCUUGGGAGGGACUAUUCAAGUUCCAACUUUGACAGGGGAUGUGGUUGUAAAGGUCCGUCCUGGUACACAACCCGGUCAGAAAGUUGAUUCCCAGAAGAAAAGGAAUCUGACGCGAAGGCAAUGCCAACUAAUUGAGGAAUUUGCUAAAGAAGAACAGGGCGAAUCUGACAAUGAUGCCGCUGCCGUUGCUACAGGCUGA